AGUGAGGACCGAAAAAAGUUGUGUCAAAAACUGUGGUGUAACCGACUAUGUGUUAAGUGUGUGUAGAUCGGAAAGUGUACGCAAUGGAUCUUCACCCACCUCCCCUGAUUGUUCAUGGAUAUGAGCCCCAUGCUCCUCUGUUGGAGGUUGAGGGUCGACCCCAUAGUCCGCAGCAGAAGGUGCUGAUUCAUGCGCCUACGCUGCAGAGUCAGGAGUUGAUGGGUGAUCAUCGGAAUGGAGAAUACGACUUUUCAGAUGAGCAGUACCACGCCCACAGCAGCAACCAGAGUGGAGACGGCCACGGCGGUGUGAACCAACUGGGCGGCGUUUUCGUCAACGGCCGGCUACCCGACGUCGUCCGGCAAAGGAUAGUGGAACUGGCCCACAGUGGCGUACGGCCCUGCGACAUCAGUAGACAACUGAGGGUGUCACAUGGCUGUGUCUCGAAGAUACUAUCUAGGUACUACGAAACCGGGAGCUUCAAAGCCGGCGUGAUCGGCGGCUCGAAGCCUAAAGUCGCCACGCCGCCCGUCGUUGACGCCAUCGCGGCGUACAAAAGAGAGAACCCUACUAUGUUCGCUUGGGAAAUAAGAGACAGACUGCUGAGCGAAGGGAUCUGCAGUCAGGACAACGUACCUAGUGUUUCUAGUAUAAAUAGGAUCGUCCGGAAUAAAGCAGCAGAAAAGGCGAAGCAUGCGCACAACCAGCAACAGCAGCAAGAACAGGAAAUUUCCUCGGCGCAAGGCAGCGUAGUAUCUGUAAUAACCCACUCGGGUAACGCAGGUACAACAGCCGUUCCGGGCAGUUAUAGCAUCAAUGGCAUCCUUGGCAUUGAGCAGGUCGAAGGUCUACAUAAUGGAAACGGGUUGAAGAGAAAGCGGCAUGAAGACCAGGAUGAGAACCGAGACUUCAACAGUCAUUCGGAAGACGACGUGAAACGACAAAGGAGUCACUAUAAUGGCGAUCAAAUAUAUUCUAAUCUCUGGUCAUCAUCAAAAUGGAGUCUCAAAGACGAGUACAAGCUACUCUCAGAGCUCGGUGGCGCCGCUGGCGGGGCGACGGGGUACUACGGAGAGUUGUUUGACACGCCGUACGAACACGCCGCUCAUCCCCACUAUACUCCUCAUUCUGCAACAAAUGACUCAACGGGUUCGAACGGGGGCGCUGGCGGAGAACCGCCAUCGGCUGCAGCGAGUCCUGACGCGGCGGCGCUAGUGGUCUUACAACCACCGGCACCGCCUUACCCUCCAUACGCACAUUAUGACGGCGCAACGACACUGGCAAGCGAGUACGCAUACGCGGCGCCGUACUCGCAAUACUCGCCAUACCCCGCCCCAUACUCGCACACCACCGGUCUGCUCACCAAGUGAUAUCAACGUACGCCGUGUGAGCAAUAGCGGUGGGCAAGUGAUAACAGACACUGAUAACGUGUGUAAAACAAUUUGGAAACAUGUCAAUAUCUGUCAAUCUGUCAAUGUAGCUGUGUUCGUGUUUUUUGGUAACAUGGUCUCUGAGAUAUUUAUGGUUUUAUCUAUAACUGUGUCGCUAUGUAGAAUUCAUAUUUCAUUUUUUUUAUAUUUAUCGAUACAGACUCAUGUUGGUUUUGAGCUCUUCAAAUUAAGGCCAAAAAGCACAAAAAUAAUGUUUGAACAGUUUCAAAUGAAACAAAAUCGUUUAGUGUCAAUGUUAAUAGUUUCGUCCCAAGUCAUGUGUUUGUGGAUUUAUUUACUUUUUAAUGAAAAUGCGAUAUUAUAAAUAUAUAAAAUGUCAUGUUACCAAAAAGAAUAAUCUACUUCAACAUUACAAAUCAAUUGUGUAUACUUCAUUAAGGGGUGCCUAAACUGUCGCGAUUUCAUCCAAUUUCUGGAGUCCACAAUCCCGUCAGUAAGGCCCUUUACUCAUUAUGUAAAAUAUGGACGAGAGAGCCAAAGUGUUGAUUCUUUAAGACUUUGUAAAUAAUGUAUUCUAUACUUAAUUAUAGUUAUGUCGUUCUUAGAUAUAAGAUUCUCAUUUGUUUUACCUCAAAAUAGUUACAAAUGUAAUGUAAAAUUGUCGCAAUUUUUUAGUCGAUA
This is a messenger RNA of Leguminivora glycinivorella, 2072 nucleotides long. It is a transcript of the gene sv, whose product is annotated as paired box protein Pax-5. NCBI's taxonomy places the organism in Eukaryota, Metazoa, Arthropoda, Insecta, Lepidoptera, Tortricidae. Gene Ontology annotation, molecular function: RNA polymerase II cis-regulatory region sequence-specific DNA binding; DNA-binding transcription factor activity, RNA polymerase II-specific. Gene Ontology annotation, biological process: regulation of transcription by RNA polymerase II; anatomical structure development. The record is from RefSeq and is a predicted model, not a curated record.